UCUUAUCCUUAGUUCCACCCAAUGUCCUCAACCCUAGCUCCCCUCUUCACUUUCAUACAACCCCCUCCACACACUUACACAAUUCUGCCAACCCACCGUACCCUUUUCCCCUCCUGAUUUCCUCAGCUUAAGUCGGGAACAAAGUGUUGGGGCUUAGAGUUUACCACGAUCCUCCCUUCCCUUUCUCCUCCCACCCCAGCCAGCUCCCAUCCCGUGAUUAAACCUUGGCUCCCGGAUAUUUUUAAACAGUAAAGCCAGGCUGAGUCCAGCUCUCUGGCCAUGAUAUGCAUGUUCUGCCUAUACAAGAGUCAUAGAUGAGCCUGUGUGGGAGAUGGGGCCCGUGCAGGUGACCCCAAUCCAGGGGGAUGUGACUCGUGCAGAAGAUGUGGUGGCAGCUCUAGCUGGAGCAGAUGUAGUCAUUCACAUGGCAGGGCUGGUGGAUGUAUGGGGACUGAAUGACCCUGAGAUCAUCUACAGGGUUAAUGUUCAGGGGACUCAGAAUGUGAUUGACGCCUGUGUGCAGACUGGGACUCGGUUCCUGGUGUAUACUAGCAGCAUGGAGGCCUUGGGGCCCAACACCAAGGGACAUCCCUUCUACCGGGGCAAUGAGGACACCCCCUAUGAGGCGAUACAUACACAGCCCUAUCCUCGAAGCAAGGCCCAGGCAGAGAGGCUAGUCCUUGAGGCCAAUGGGAGAAAGGUCCGGGGUGGACUUCCCUUGGUGACAUGUGCCCUACGUCCCACGGGAAUCUAUGGUGAAGGCCACCAGCUCAUGCUCGAUUUUUACCGCAAUGCCCAGUGCACUGGUGGAUGGCUUUUCAGGACCAUCCCUGCCUCUGUGGAACAUGGCCGAGUUUAUGCAGGCAAUGUUGCUUGGAUGCAUGUGCUGGCAGCUAGGGAGCUAGGCUCCAGAGCCACCACUAUGGGUGGGCAAAUCUACUUCUGCUAUGACGACUCCCCUUACAAGAGCUAUGAGGACUUCAACUUGGAAAUCCUGGGCCCCUGCGGCAUUCGCCUCCUGGGAACUCGGCCCCUUCUGCCCUACUUCCUGCUAUUCCUCCUGGCUAUCCUCAACGCUUUCUUGCAGUGGCUACUCCGGCCUUUGGUGGUCUAUACAGCUUUAAUCAACCCCUAUACUCUCUCCUUGGCAAACACCACUUUUACUGUGCACACAGACAAAGCCCAGAGGCAUUUUGACUAUCAGCCCCUCUAUGGCUGGGAGGAGAGUAGAGACCGAACUGUUUCCUGGGUGAAGACCAGAAAGGGGCAUCCUGGUCCCCUUCCUCGUGACUGAGCCCUGGAAGUCGAAGGCCCUGGGUUCUAAAUUCCAUCCUCUGAUACCAGCCAGGGGCUCUCCUCACCUGGUGACUGAGCCCUGAGUGAAACUUAGCCUUGUUUCCCAUAAAUGACCCUAAUCCAGGGGAUUUUUCACCUAAGGACCAAACUCUGAGAAGUGCUGCAUUUCAUAUUUUUAGAUUCUUUUCUCUAACUCUACUGAGGGAAAUUCCACACAUGUUCCUAGUCACCAGGGUUGGGAAAAGAUAGAUCUGGGUGCUAAAUGCCGUUCUCUGAUACCCAUCUGGAAGAUAUCUAACCCUCUCUACUAUAAGUGAAAAGACAGGGCCUUGGGGAGAGCUGUACCUAGAUUCUAGACUGAAUUCAGUGCCUUUCAACUCCCCUUCUCACCCCCACCCCCACCACCCAGUGACAGCAGCUCCCUGGAUUCCUAAGAUCACCCAGGGUUCUAGAUCUGGCCUCUUAACCCUAGCCACAAACUCCUGGCCUCACCUGAGAACUCUGUUAUGCUGUUUGCUGCCUUGUUCUCCUGUUGGAACCCUCCCAUGAGACUGGCUUUGCUCGCCAUCUUUACUAUAGUAUUAGCCCAACAUCGACCUUCCCAGUCACUUUGAUAUUAAACAUAUUUGCCUUUCUUC
Messenger RNA from Phascolarctos cinereus (koala), 1934 nucleotides. RefSeq names its product hydroxy-delta-5-steroid dehydrogenase, 3 beta- and steroid delta-isomerase 7 (gene HSD3B7). Gene Ontology annotation, molecular function: oxidoreductase activity, acting on the CH-OH group of donors, NAD or NADP as acceptor. The record is from RefSeq and is a predicted model, not a curated record. Lineage: Eukaryota; Metazoa; Chordata; Mammalia; Diprotodontia; Phascolarctidae. Gene Ontology annotation, biological process: steroid biosynthetic process.